This is a messenger RNA of Topomyia yanbarensis, 1934 nucleotides long. RefSeq lists its product as uncharacterized. The record is from RefSeq and is a predicted model, not a curated record. The coding region runs from base 167 to 1834 and encodes 555 amino acids. NCBI's taxonomy places the organism in Eukaryota, Metazoa, Arthropoda, Insecta, Diptera, Culicidae. Gene Ontology annotation, molecular function: poly(A) RNA polymerase activity. The transcript has 3 exons. Gene Ontology annotation, biological process: mitochondrial mRNA polyadenylation; mRNA 3'-end processing.
CACACAUGAAGUUUAUAGCUUUUCUUGGCUUGCUGUGUUUUAUUCGAACUAGUCGACACAGUAGUUCAUACUUUUGUCGUUGUCGGUUUGUUGAGUUCCUUUGGCGGCGGUUCCGGAGUGCACGGCUCAUCUCAUAUAGUAUAAAAACUAUAAGCACCAGAGAGACAUGGCUCAUCUGCAUCUGCAGCUUCUUGUUCGGCGCUUCAACGAUCUGGCCGAUAGCUACCUUCGUCAGAUUAGCUGGGUUGGCCAGCCGGCCGUAGAUUCGCUGCUCAAUUUACAGCGAACGAUCCUCGGAAUGUGCACCAAACAACGUUUUCAAAGUUCCCGCUCGCUGGUUUUUGACGAUUUGGAGGUUGAGAAGGAUGUGUUGCAUUUCCUUAGACCAGUGGAGUGUUGCGGGAAAAUUCUGAAGCAUACCGGAACGCUUAUCCCACACUUGCUUAGCGGCGAUCAUGCUGACUGUGCACUUGACGACGGUUCGAAACACUUGCUGAUCCUGUUCAACCUAUACGUACAAACGAUGGCCGAUAUUCUGGUUCGCUAUGACAACAACUACGAAUGCGUAGAUCAAACCACGGCUGAGCACCUGGUCAAAACACGUGACUACAUCGAUUGCAUUUUACGUAAACCGGUAUGCUUGAAUACGGCUGCGCGGGCUUUCUUCAUCCGGACGAAUUUUCGUAAAUGGAAAAUUGUCUUCGAUUACACCUGCCAUCCCUGUGACAGCAAAGGAAUUAAACGCUGCCGAUUUCAAAGUGCCAUUGCAUGGUACAUGGUUCAUGCCAGCUCGUUGGCCGCGAAUGCAAUAUUACACUUGGAAAGUAUUCAGCAUGCCGAAAGUCUUCGCGGAAUGCCUAAGGAUCGUGUAGAUGUUCCACCGCGACCGGAAAUCAAUAACAACUCGGCUUCGGCUUCAUAUUUGCUGCAGGUUCGCGAAAUGGAGCUCGAUAAAAAGGUUGCAAUUGGACAACAAAUUGCUCGGGACACUCCAUUCACAACGGUCGAAACCUACUUGAGAAGACAUCUUUCGAAAUCACUCGGAGGCAUAACAAUAUUUUUCUUUGGUUCGCGCGUUACUGGGUUGGCGGAAUCAAAUGCUGACCUUGAUGUAUGCAUCAAAUCUCGUUCCGGGCAGGACGAUAUAACAGCUUUACGCAAGACUAUCGCAUGGGCUGAAGACACAGGGGAGGUUGAAAUAGAACGCAUGGUCUUCGAAAGACCUUCAUUCGUACGAGUAAAUGUGCGUUCGUUGAAACUUGCCAUGGAUUUGACUUUCGGAAGUUCCUACGUGGUCGCUAAUAGUGAACUGAUCGAGUAUUUUUUACGAUUACAACCAUUAGCUAGUAAGUUGUUCUUCUGCCUGAAAGAAUGGAAAAAGCUAGCAGAAUUUACGCAGAACUUUCAUAAUCAUAUGCUGAUUAUGUUGAUUGUAUUUUUCAUGCAACAGAAGCAGUAUCUACCCCCACUCAAUAAACUGAUUAUUGGACCAAUCGUUCAGAACGGCCUGUUCAAUACAAAGUUUCGUCGAAACAUCGAUAUCACCCAGUUGGGCAGACCAAAAGAUCUUCUCGGUUUGACGCGAGAUUUUUUCGCCUAUUGGGAUCAGUUCGAUUGGACGCGAUAUGGAAUCUGCGUGCUGGAUGGGCAGGUUAAACCGAAGGAAAGCUUCCGCUUCGAAACCGACCGGGUCUCUAUUCCACCGAUGAUGUCCACUGACUAUUUCGAGCAAACGCGCAACACGGCUAGCAACAUUAAAGGCGGAGACUAUCAGAAAUUUGUUGCCGCCUGCAAGGAGGCAGCGGAAGUUAUGAAGUACAAGGUAAUAAUGUGAACUACCUGCAAAGUACCAGUGAAGAAGACGACAUUAAAUGGAUUUCGAUUUUUGUUUAUUGAAUUCAUGAAUAAUAGAAAUAUAUAAUAAUCAAAAUACA